CAAAAGAGGAGUGACGAAAACAAGAUUUGUUCUAAAAUCCGUACCAAGAGGAAUUCUUCCGUAAUCAUGAUCCCCAUCUCUUCGCUGCAUUGGCCAUUUCCAUUUUAAACUCUGCUGUACCUGCAUUUGCUACAUCUUCAUCUCUCUACAGCUUUUGCCACUCGCGACACAUGGAAUCUGCAACUUCUCACCAAGCAACACUCAACCAUCACCGUAUUUUCUAUCCAGUGUCACUUUAGAAAUCAAAUCAAAUCAUAUUUCCAAAAAAAAAAAAACAUGGACGUCCUUCUCUCAGUGCCGAUAUUCUCAUAUCUCCUCGCACCAGCCCUCACCUCCUGGUCGACCUCGCUCAACCUCCUCUUCUUCUACAUGACCUGGUCGACCCUCGUCCUCUCUCAGCCCCCCAUCGUCGUCCACACAGUUGGCGUCCUCGCCAUCCGAAUAGUAUUCUUCCUAAUACCGUCUCUCGCCACCCUCUUCUUCGAUGUCUCCCUCCCCAGCCUCGCAGAAGGCAUCAAACACGGCGGUCGUUCCGCCCUUCCUCCCCGCGACGCCAAAUCACUCUCCAGACUCAUCGGCCUAGUCCUCUUAAACCUCGCCAUCCUCACUGCCGUCGAAGCCGGGAUAGGCUUCGCAUUCAUACUCUUCUUCAACCAUCCCGUCUUCAAAACAACCACGACCCUCCCCCUCCCAUGGCAAAUCUUCAAACAUGUCCUCGUCCUACUCUCUACCCGCGAAACCCUCCUCUACACCAUCCACCGCUUCGUCCUCCACGGGAAAUCAUACCGCUGGCUCUCCCAGCGCCACCAAAACUACGCUCACGCAAAGGCCGGCGCGCCAUUCAGCCUGCGUCUCCUCGCCGACCACCCCGCGCCAUUACUCUUCUACCGCUUCAUCCCGCUGUUUCUCCCGGCAAUCAUCCUGCGACCUCAUAUCCUCACCUACUUCUUCGUCCUCGCACUCUGCACUGGCGAAGAAACCCUCGCCAUGUCCGGAUACACGAUUGUCCCAGGAAUCAUCAUGGGCGGUAUCGUGCAGCGCACAGCCAUCCACUACGCAGGAAAGGGAACGUCGAAUUAUGGUUCGUGGGGAAUAUUGGACUGGAUCAAUGGGACGGGUCGAGGCAGGGAUGUGCUCGAAGAUGUGAAGAACGAAGCGGGAAAACACAACUUGCAGGAACGGUCUUCGAAAAAGCUCGACGAAGGGGCGGGAGCAGUACAAGAGGGGUUGGGAAGCUUUAGAGAAGGAAUGAAGACGCGAAGAAGCGGGAGGAAGAGGGCGGUAAAGGGAAAUUGAUCAAUUGAAUGGAUUCUUUUGUCUAAUGAUUAGCACUAUUGAUACCAUUAUGCUUUAUGAGAUUCCGUUUGUGACCAUAGUUGGCGUUGUCUAUCCAAGUAUUUGCAAGCAAAUGAAAAAAAAAGGGCUUUUCAUCUAGGUACGUCAAAAUCGAAAAGAAGUAAUUAAACGUGUAAUAGUAAAGCAUGACUAAAUCAACAUUACUAUAAUGAGCU
Molecule: messenger RNA, 1511 nt
Organism: Trichoderma harzianum CBS 226.95
Lineage: Eukaryota; Fungi; Ascomycota; Sordariomycetes; Hypocreales; Hypocreaceae
Exons: 1
Coding region: 277-1296 (339 amino acids)
Biological process (GO): ergosterol biosynthetic process
Molecular function (GO): iron ion binding; C-4 methylsterol oxidase activity
Source: RefSeq, a predicted model, not a curated record